Saccoglossus kowalevskii is the source of this 481-nucleotide messenger RNA. RefSeq lists its product as uncharacterized. Lineage: Eukaryota; Metazoa; Hemichordata; Enteropneusta; Harrimaniidae. The record is from RefSeq and is a predicted model, not a curated record.
AUGACUCGCACCUCCAACGCUGAAGUCGCUGCUGAUUGUUCUGAUUGCUACGGUACAUGUCGCGCUAAAAAAUGUGAUAAGGGUGAGAUAGUGGCUGAAGAUACAUGGUUUUAUUCGUAUUAUGAUUGGUUUUAUCAAUGCACUGAGAGUUGUGGAAUAGGACGUGUGUGUUGUGUGGAUGAUUGGGAUUAUAAAGAAUGUGAAAAUUAUUGUGGUGGUAUUUGUCGUGCUAAAAAAUGCGACCGUGAUGAGGUUACUGUAGAAGAAACAUAUUCAUAUUCGUAUUCAUACUCGUAUUGGUAUUCAUAUUCGUACUGGUAUCAUUCAUAUUAUUCUACCUGUUCUGACUAUUGCGGGGAAGGUCGGGUGUGCUGUGUUCCAGCCUAGCAAAGAGACAAUCUGUAGAAAAAAGAUGGACAUACAACAAUCAUAUAUUACUAAUAUUAUGUAGCUCUGGAAAUAAAGCAUAUUCAAAAAUAUA